AUGUCGCUUUCUCAAGUACCUCUCCUCACUCUAAGCUCCAAAUCAAGCCUAAUCGACUGGGUCCUUAUCCCUGGGAUAGUUUCAGCGACCUCCGCCGCUCUUCUCCUAGCCCAGCUACUCUGGACCACAACGCUGACUCACGUUUUCUCUAAACGACGUGAUGCGCUCCUUACGCCGGCCGACGCUGCAAAGAGCAGGCACACAUUUGUUUUUGACCUUUCCCGGUCAGCCUCAUGUGUGAUCCUCUUUGCGAUGUCCAUUUCUCCUUUAGCGGACAUCAAUUGGCUCUCGAUCUCUCUCCCCGUUACAUUCUUUUAUGCGGCAGUUCUGUCCAUUGCAUCCAUCAACGUCCGCAGUAAGGCUCGUCGACUAUUCGUCAGGCACCUCGAUACACUCCUUCUCGUCGUCUUCUCGAUAUACGUCUAUCGGGAUCUGCUGCCUCUCGCCACCUACCACGAUAAACCACUUGAUGCACCCGAGGGUUGGACCUUAUGGGUUAAGAUAGCCCUUCUGUUGUUUGCCGCUGUCGUUGCACCCUUGUUGAUGCCGCGCGAGUACAUUCCUGUUGACCCUCGAGACCCAUCAUCCGUUCCCAACCCUGAACAAACGGCUUCGAUACUCUCUGCUGUGUUUUGCUUUUUCUUGGACUCGCUGGUGCUGAAAGGCAGUUCAUCCUUAGACCAACUCCCUCCACUGGCCGACUACGACAUGGCUAAACAUGUUAGGGACAAGAGCUUUUCUUCUUUGGGAGUGUCUUCCCCGAACAAAAAACAUGUUUUCUUUGGCCUUGUGUGGUGUUUCCGUACCGAAUAUCUUGUGAUGGCCUUCUCUAUGAUUGUCAUGGGGGUUAUGAACUUCGCUUCUCCCCUAGGAAUUAAUCGGCUGCUCAACUAUUUGGAAGAUCCCGAGUCAAAUCGCACUUUCCCACCUUGGGUUUGGAUUAUUUGCAUGUUCAUCGGUCCUACUGCGCGUUCUGCUGCAUUGCAGUGGUACUCCCUUUAUGCCACCCGCACUCGGGUCCGUUGUGAAGCCAUCAUAACGGAGCUUGUUUUUGAGCACGCCCUUCGCAUGCGUGUCAAAGCGGAAACCUCUCAGAACAACACAGGUCUAGGAACAGAGAAAGACACGGAAACUUUCCAAGCCAAUCUUGUCGGUAAAAUCACCAAUCUAGUGACAACGGACCUGGCUAAUAUCCUGGGCGGCAUUCAUAUCUUGAUGUUACUGGUUUUAAUACCGAUUGAAACUGCGCUCUCCAUUGUAUUCCUCUAUAAAGUGCUGGGCUGGGCCGCGUUUGUUGGGUUAGCCAUGAUACUGGCGCUCUUUCCUGCUCCUGGAUAUGUGGCAAAGCUCCUCAAAGUUGUUCAGCAAGAACGUCUCAAAAAAACCGACGCUCGUGUACAGGUUGUGACUGAGACCAUGAGUGUGCUGCGAACGGUGAAACUCUUAGGAUGGGAGCGCCAGAUGAAAGAUCGUAUCAACGUGAAGCGAGAGGAAGAGCUCAUUUGGAUCUGGAAACGCCAAAUGCUACAGCUACUUGAUGGAAAUGUUCAAUUUAUCAUUCCGAUCACAACCAUUCUGAACGCUUCAAAAGUGUUCUCAUCACUAGCUAUCUUCGAAGUUCUUCGGAACCAACUUGGCUGGGUUCUCCGUUACCUGAACCUAUCGAUUACUGCCAAAGUCUCAUUAGACCGUGUUGACGAAUUUCUGCGCAAGACAGAAUUACUCGAUCACUAUGCACUUUCCAGUGAAUCGCCACCAGCCAUACCACAAGAUGACAGAAUCGGUUUCCGUGAUGCUACAUUUUCCUGGACCAGCGAACAUAUUGAUGGCACACACACACCUUCUCACCGCCGAUUCUUGUUGAGAAUUGACGGUGAGCUGUUGUUCAAGCCUGGAUGCAUCAAUCUUGUCGUUGGACCCACGGGUUCUGGCAAAACAUCAUUGAUCAUGGCUCUUUUGGGCGAAAUGCACUUUAUUCCGUCUGGACCCUCGUCCUGGUAUAAUCUUCCGCGUGCAAAGGGUGUUUCCUAUGCUGCUCAGGAAUCAUGGGUUCAGAAUGAAACGAUCAAAGAAAACAUUCUGUUUGGCGCGGAAUACGACGAAGAACGUUACAAAAAGGUCAUCUACCAGUGUGCCCUUGAACGUGACCUGGAACUGUUUGACGCUGGGGAUGCCACUGAGGUUGGUGAAAAAGGUCUUACUCUCAGUGGUGGGCAAAAGGCUCGAGUCACUCUCGCUCGCGCCAUCUACUCCAACACCGAAAUUAUUCUGUUGGACGAUGUUUUGGCUGCCCUCGAUGUGCAUACCAGCAAGUGGAUCGUCGACAAGUGCUUCCGUGGAGACCUCAUCAAGGGCCGCACUAUUAUUUUGGUGACCCACAAUGUCGCCAUGGCCAAACCGAUUGCAAGCUAUGUCGUUUCAAUGGACGUUGAUGGGACGAUUCAUAGCCAUGGCUCGAUUACGGAAGCCCUUGCCCAUGAUGAGGUGCUUGCGGAAGAGCUAAGCAAGGACGAAAAAAACCUGGACGAAAAAACAGACGGAGUAGACCCUGCUGCUGCGCCGGUUGAACCCAAGUCGGAUGGAAAGUUGAUCGUCGCAGAAGAAGUCGAGGAGGGCCACGUCAGCAUGGACUCGCUCAAGCUCUAUAUUCGUGGCCUUGCAGGAAAUCAUCCCACGUUCUUUGUGUUGGCUUGCUUGCUUGGUUUAGGCAGCAGUCAACUUUCCUUAACCAGCCAAUCUUGGUAUCUUGGACGAUGGGCCGAGCAAUAUGACAUCGUUCCGCCGUCCCAGGUUGACGUUGCACAUUAUCUAGGCUUCUUCAUGUUUUUCGUGAUCGGGACCAUGGGCUUCUACAUCACGAGUUUUGCUUUAUAUAGAACUGGUGUUUUCAGAGCCUCGAAAACCCUCCACCAGCGACUCGUUGAAGCAGUUUCUGGGACAACUUUCAGAUGGCUAGACACCACCCCUACAUCACGUGUUAUCACGAGAUGCACAAUAGACAUUCAAUCCAUCGACAUAACCCUCCCAGGAUCACUUUGGAGUCUCAUUGAGAUGUCACUGGGAAUGCUGGUUGAGUUCAUCAUUGUCAUAGUAUAUACCCCGACUUUCCUGCUCCCUGGACUUGUCGUUGGGGGCUUAGGUGCUUGGUGUGGUCAACUAUAUAUCACAGCCCAACUCCCGUUGAAACGCGAAAUGAGCGUUGCCAAAGCACCUAUACUAGGACACAUCAGUACGGUGAUGGCAGGACUUGUGUCCAUUCGCGCCUAUGGUGCCCAGGCCGCAAGUGUUGAAACCUCUCUUUCUCGAAUUGACAGAUACAGCCGCGCCGCGCGGACAUUCCACAACCUGAACCGAUGGAUUGCACUGCGUGUGGACAUUCUUGGGGCACUUUUUACCACAUCUCUGGCAUAUUACCUCGUAUAUUAUCAGAAUGCCAGAAACUCAGAGGUCGGAUUUGUUUUGAAGUUGGCCGUUUCGUUCAGCAGCAUGAUACUGUGGUGGGUGCGACUGGUCAACGACUUCGAGAUAGAAGGCAAUUCUUUGGAGCGAAUCCGAGGCUACAUCGAGAUUGAGCAGGAGCCGAAACCAACGUCAGCUGGUGUACCGCCUGCUUCUUGGCCAACUAGCGGAACGCUGCACGCAACCGGGUUAUCAGCUAGGUACUCCGCCGACGGCCCCAAGGUGUUGGAAAAUAUCUCAUUCGACAUUAAAUCUGGUGAACAUGUGGGCAUAGUUGGUCGCACUGGCUCUGGAAAGAGCACCUUAACCUUGGCACUGCUUCGCACGAUUUUCACUGAGGGCAAGGUGUUAUAUGAUGGCAUCCCCAUUUCGUCUCUCAAUUUGGACGCGCUUCGGUCCAACAUUACCAUCAUCCCUCAAAUUCCUGAACUGCUGACCGGCAGCUUGCGAAAGAAUCUGGAUGUGUUCGACCAGUAUGAUGAUGCCACGCUCAACAGCGCGCUUCGUGCGGCUGGGUUGUUUGCACUCCAGAGCGAGAUGGAUGAAGGCCGGAUUACACUUGACUCCGAGAUUGCCAGCGGCGGAGGCAAUCUAUCGGUUGGUCAACGCCAAAUCCUCGCGCUGGCACGGGCCAUUGUUCGUGGUAGCAAGUUGUUGAUCCUUGACGAAGCCACCUCCGCGAUUGACUACAAAACGGACGCUGUGAUCCAAUCAUCGCUUCGGAAUGAACUGCCGAAAGACACCACCCUCCUCACGGUCGCUCACAGGCUGCAAACCAUUAUGGACGCCGAUAAAAUUAUGGUGCUCGACGCUGGUCGCAUUGUCGAGUUCGACUCCCCAAGAGAGCUGCUCAAGAACAAGAACGGCAAACUCCGGGCUCUCGUCGACGAGUCGGGAGACAGAGAUUUGUUGUACAAGAUGGCAGGCCUCGUUUGA
Messenger RNA from Mycena indigotica, 4395 nucleotides. Its product is annotated as ATP-binding cassette transporter. NCBI's taxonomy places the organism in Eukaryota, Fungi, Basidiomycota, Agaricomycetes, Agaricales, Mycenaceae. Gene Ontology annotation, biological process: transmembrane transport. Gene Ontology annotation, cellular component: membrane; fungal-type vacuole. The transcript is spliced from 34 exons. Gene Ontology annotation, molecular function: ATP binding; ATP hydrolysis activity; ABC-type peptide transporter activity. The record is from RefSeq and is a predicted model, not a curated record. The coding region runs from base 1 to 4395 and encodes 1464 amino acids.